CGUCACAAGUAGUCGCUUGAUUUACCGAGGUGGACGUGACGUCAGAUUUAAAGCAACAGGCAGGGGGUUACCCUCAGUGGCGCUUCAAGCUAGCAGGCUAACACGCGGCCAAGGAAAGCUUUGCUAAUCUGUUCAAUCAGCACUCGCCUGACAAGAAAAAGUCGCAAAAUUUAGCUCCCGGCGAUCCUGCGUGAACGCUGCCCACCGUCCCAUGCCUGUGUCUGCGGGGACGGGAGACAGUUAGCCGGGGGAGCCGAAGAGGAAAGCAGCGAGCAGCGCUGAUCAACAUGGAGGAUGAAGAGGUUGCAGAGAGCUGGGAAGAGGCGGCGGACAGCGGGGAAAUAGAGAGAAGACUUGAGGCUAAGCUGAAAAUAAAUCAGGAGGCAAAGAAAUCCAGUUUGGGUUCAGGUGGUUCACCUGUGCGAACAGCUAUUGUAAUCCAGGACGACUCUCUUCCUGCGGCACCGCCACCACAAAUUAGAAUUUUAAAGCGUCCUUCAAAUAACGGUACUGCAGGAAACCUUGCGUCCUCGUCCCGUCCCUCUCAGCAGAUGAAGUCUUUGGCGCAGCGGGAGGCGGAGUAUGCAGAAGCCCGGAGAAGGAUUUUGGGUAGUGCUUCCUCAGAUGAUACGCCUCAGGACAAUCCAUGCCAGGACAGGCCAGUUCGUGUGAGUGCGCAGCAACCAUCAGAACCAGUUCGUCCUAACAAUCACGUGAUCCGCCAGCCCACCGGCCCAGACGGCACCUCAGGCUUCCGACUCUGCAGAUAAACAGGAGCUGCUGCUGCUGCAAGGGAUCAGCUGUCUCCCUGAGAGGGCGUGAAGGGUGGCAGUUACUGGGGUUGUGCGUGGUGUGAAGAGCAGAGUGGUGGGGCAACACAAAAUUUGACAGACAUUAGAAAUAUGAAGACGCACCAUGGGGAUUGAGACGAACUAUGCCACCCUCUCUCUACUCUGCUUACUGGCAUGGUCUUUGCCUUUCGCCUUGUCUUUUCCCUCUGUGGAACGAUGCAAGGGGCUGGCAGAGAUCAGCCAAAGAUCCGAAACCCCUUCUGUUCCACACUGUGGACAGGCUUUUGCCUCACGUCCCUACACACUGUGAUACUUUGAUGUACCAUGAGGUGCCCUAUGAUUCUUACUCUCAUUGGCCGGCUGAGUGCCAGGGCAUCAGGUGUCUGUCCCUUCAGGGAGAGUAAGGAGAGCUCGUCAAUCUGCGGGAAGUCCCCGGAGACGUGCAAACGAGUGAGCUGGCCUUUCCACUGAAGGUAUCGGUGGGAAGUGGAGUCAGUCAUGGCUGUGUGUCCAUCGGGAAGCCGGGUUCGGUGGAAAUAAAGUGCUUGACAGUGCCGAGAGUUAACUAUGGGUUCAGCAGCUUGAGUGUAAGGUGAUAGAAAGUCAUACUGAUAUAGAUAGAUAUAUUCAGUAAAAGUACACUGUGCUCAGAAGUGUGUUUUAAUACUGUAGUUGCAUAGCAAUGGGAGCAGCCCAGACCAGCAUUUUCCACAGUCCAGAGGCCUCUGUUUGGCACUGGUGGCUAUAAAAGAAAUGUCCGGUGGGCACACAGCCUGUGGCCAAAGAUUAUAGAUCGAAAGGACAGAGUGUCAUUAAAUCUAAGCUUAUUCAAGCAAUAAUAAUGAAAUUACUCCCUGGGUUGUUUUGUUUUUUUACAUAUUGCCUAAUUAUCUGUGUUGUUUCAAAUCUUUUAUUUGAAACACUUAACAUUGUUUUCUCAAGUUUGUGUUUUUUUUUUUUUCUUUUUUAGUUUGAGACAUGUUUAAGUCAGGAGAUCAGUAGUUUAUAGGCGACUAGAUGAUGUAGCCUGCAUAGCUAACUUAAUUGGUAGUGUCAUAUAAAAUUUUUAUAAAAAUAGGAAAAGUCUGACCUAUUCAUGAAUUGAAAAUCUGAAGUGCAUAGUGAUGCAUUAAUGUCCCUGCUUGUGUUGCCUUGCUUAGCAUGGCUAAGUUGGAACUUCUCUUAUAGCCAACGACAACGCAGACUGGUUUGUUUUAAUAUAUUGACUGACUGUGUGUUAUUGAAAUGAUGGCUGGUAAAUUCUUCAAAAAUAACUUUUUGAUGGCCAGUGUGGAGGAUGACUCCACAUGACAACUGCUUCAUUUGGAAAACAUUCUGUCAGGGGAGUUUGUGCUGAAAACUACAAAAAAAAUCAUCUUUUAAUCGGUGUCCUUAAGUAUGAAGCCAAAUUCUACUGUCUGGUCUUUCCUGAAGUGUUUUUCACACAACAGGAUUUUAGACCAUUGUCGCCUCGUUUGCAACUGAUUGAAAAUAAAAGUUUGCAAACCUUGAAAACCAACAAUCUAAUCAAAUACUGACGAGUUAGCAGUACUGACAGUUACUGACAGGUUCGAAAUAAACGAUACCUGCAGCAAUUUUUGAACUUUUGACCCUUUUUAUGCCUUAAGUGAUAAAUGAUACCUGUGGUUACAUAAGUAUACUGUCCAACAGGAAGAGCUUGUUAAUCUAGUGCUGUUUUGUGCACUCGUGAUUGGUUCAUUAUUCCAUUGAAUAAACUCUACGUAACUGAGGCUCAGUUUAUAGCUGAACUAAGCAAGAGUUUUAGGAAGUAUAAAACCAGACAAAGUAAGAGUGCAAUAAUGCUUUUCUCACAGAAGUGCUCCGUGACUGCUUUCAGCAGAGUUUGUCCAAAUAGUUUCAGGUGUCAGUCAAAAUCAUUGAUUGGAAAUAUUCAUAGGACGUGUAGGCUUCACAGAGAGUAAUUAAUUGAAAUGGUAAAUUAUACACCUUGCGUUUAAACAGUAGUGAGCAAAUUCUCCAUGACGCAAACUUACAAAUAAAGCUGAAAAAAAAAACUGCAUUUGUACCACCUGUUUUAACCUCACCAACUGCUAAAAAUAAGACAUUUAAGUUCGGAUUGCAUCAUUAACUGAUGAUUUCUGGGAAAUGAAGUUACCUUUACAUUGCUCUUCAGUUGUCUAUUGCAGUUCCUAUAUCUCAGUAUUUUUAUUUUAUGAGAUAGUAUACACUGAGUACUUUUACAUGCACAUAAGUAUCCCAGUUUUGAGUCUUAUUCUGGUUUUGAUCUUAUUUGGGAUAUGACGUUUAAAUAUGUAAAUGAUAACAGUAUUCAGGUUUCUAACAAGUGGGCCUUAUCCAGCUCUCUGAAACCAGGAUGUGAUGUUUACAUGUGCAAACAACCUGAAUACUCAAAAAAAACAACAACCCCAAAACAAAUAAACAUCAUAACCAGCAUACUUGUGCGCAUGUAAACACUCACUGUUAGGAGGAGUGGACCAUCUCAUCAUGAAUACAUGCCCUUAAUACACUGUUCCCAAGGAUCAGGUUCAGUUAUUGAGAUGAAAUUGUUCUGUAAUCAUUUUAAACUGAUAUUGAAGAGUAAAUAACCAUCACCGCCACCACCUACAGUAGAUAACCAUCCUGUACCUGUGUGAUCUACCCAUGAAGCUUUGUUUCAGUCCUUUACAGCCGCCUGUCUAGUUUGAGGCUGACUUGAUGUCAUUGUUAUUUUGAGACUUGAAAACACAGAUGGAAAUUGAUUACCCUUUAAUAAAGACACUUAAAACAAA
Molecule: messenger RNA, 3562 nt
Organism: Thunnus maccoyii (southern bluefin tuna)
Lineage: Eukaryota; Metazoa; Chordata; Actinopteri; Scombriformes; Scombridae
Product: SUZ domain-containing protein 1-like
Exons: 4
Coding region: 288-770 (160 amino acids)
Source: RefSeq, a predicted model, not a curated record